CACAGAGAAAGGGCAGAUUGAGAGCAGCUCCCUUCCGAUCUGCACCAGACGCAAGCGUCCAUGCUGCUGGAUUCUUGGAACAAAGAAAGGGCAAAUUGAGACGAGUUCCCUUCCGAUCUGCACCAGACGCAAGCGUCCAUGCUGCUGGAUUCUCGGCACAAAGAAAGGGCAGAUUGAGACCAGCUCCCUUCUGAUCUGCACCAGACGCAAGCGUCCAUGCUGCUGGAUUCUCGGCUUCUCUUGCGAGUACCAAGGGUCCGCGCAGAGACGCCUGUAGAGAAGCGCAUUUCCAGACCCCCCCAAGGCCCCAGCGAGACCCGCAGGGCGACAAUGGCGCCGCGGCAGAGGGGCAGAGACUGCAAAGGCUUCAUCCUGCUCUCCAUCCUCUUGGGGACCUGGUGGGAAGCCUGGGCCGGACAAAUUUUCUACUCCGUGUCUGAAGAGACAGACAAAGGGUCUUUUGUGGGUAAUAUCGCUAAGGACCUGGGGCUGGAGGCUCGGGAGCUGACGGAGCGUGGAGUUCGCAUCGUCUCCAAAGGUAGGACGCAGCUUUUCUCUCUCAAUAUGCGAAGUGGUAACUUGGUCACCGCGGGCAGGAUAGACAGGGAGGAACUCUGCGCUCCGAGCGCACGUUGUCUGGUGAGCUUCAACAUCUUGAUGGAAGAUAAAAUGAAUCUUUAUCCCAUAGAAGUGGAAAUAAUGGACGUUAAUGACAACGCUCCUAGAUUCUUGACAGAAGAAAUAAACGUAAAAAUAAUGGAGAAUGCAGCUCCUGGGAUGCGGUUUCCACUAACCGAGGCAGCAGAUGCAGAUGUGGGUGUGAACUCACUUCAGGGAUACCAGAUAAGCCCCAAUCGCCACUUCUCCCUGGUUGUGCAAAGUGGAGAUGAUGGAACUAAGUACCCGGAACUGGUGCUGGAGCAGGCUCUUGAUCGCGAACAAGAGGGGAUUCACCACCUGGUCCUCACAGCCUAUGAUGGUGGGGACCCACCUCUAUCUGGCACCGCCAGCAUCCACGUGACAGUGGUGGAUGUGAAUGAUCACAUACCAGUGUUUUCUCUGCCUCAGUACCAAGUGACAGUCCCUGAGAACGUGCCAGUAGGCACAAGACUUCUCACAGUAAAGGCUGUAGAUUUGGAUGAAGGAGUCAAUGGGGAAGUGACAUACUCUUUUCGGAAAAUAACUCCAAAGAUUCUACAGAUAUUCCAUCUGAGCUCCCUUACAGGAGAAUUAUCAACUUUAAAGGGUCUGGAUUAUGAGGAAUCCAGUUUCUACGAAAUGGAAGUGCAGGCUCAGGAUGGACCUGGCAGUCUGACAAAGGCAAAAGUACUGGUCACGGUUUUAGAUGUGAAUGACAAUGCCCCAGAAGUGACUGUAACAUCUGUAACCAGCUCAGUCCCUGAAGACGCAACUCCAGGGACAGUAGUUGCUCUUUUCUCCCUCCAAGACAAAGAUUCGGGGAAGAAUGGUGAGGUGACUUGUACUCUUCCAGAAAAUCUGCCUUUUAAGUUACAGCAAUCAAUUGAUAAUUAUUACAGAUUGGUCACAGCACAAAACCUGGACCGGGAAAAACUCUCCGUGUACAACAUCACACUGAAAGCCACAGAUGGUGGAACUCCCCCAUUAUGCACAGAAACUUACAUAUCCAUUCAUGUGACAGACACCAACGACAACCCACCUACCUUUUCUGAUUCCUCUUACUCCAUCUACAUCCCUGAGAACAAUCCUAGAGGCGCCUCCAUCUUCUCAGUGACGGCACAUGACCCUGACAGUGACAAAAAUGCCCAGGUCACUUAUUCCUUGGCUGAGGACACCAUUCAUGGUAUGCCAGUGUCAUCUUACAUCUCUGUAAAUUCCGACACUGGUGUCCUGUAUGCACUUGGAUCCUUCGACUAUGAGCAGUUUAGGAAUCUACAACUAAGAGUGACGGCCUGUGACAGUGGGGAGCCACCUCUCAGCAGUAAUGUGUCAUUGAACCUGUUUGUACUGGACAAAAAUGACAAUGCGCCUGAGAUCCUGUACCCUGUCCAUCCAAAUGAUGGAUCCACCGGUGUGGAGCUGGCACCUCGCUCUGCAGAACCUGGUUAUCUAGUGACCAAAGUAGUGGCUGUGGACAGAGACUCAGGCCCAAAUGCUUGGCUGUCCUACCGCCUGCUCAAGGCCAGCGAGCCAGGGCUCUUCUCCGUGGGGCUGCACACAGGCGAGGUGCGCACAGCACGGGCCCUGCUGGAACGAGAUGCCCUCAAGCAGAGCCUGGUGGUGGCUGUGCAGGACCAUGGCCAACCCCCUCUCUCAGCUACUGUCACAAUCACUAUAGCUGUAGCUGACAGCAUUCCUGAUGUCCUGGAAGAUCUGGGCAGUAUCGGGACUCCCAGUGACCCUGAUGAUUCAGACCUCACGCUCUACCUAGUGGUGGCAGUGGCCACUGUUUCUUGCAUUUUCCUUGUCUUUGUCAUUGGGCUGCUGGCAUUCAGACUAUGGCGCUGGCACAAGUCACGCCUGUUACAGGACACAGGUGGUGGGUUACAGGAUGAGCCUGCCUCACACUUCGUAGGUAUGGAUGGAGUUCAGCCUUUCCUACAAACCUAUUCCCAUGAGGUUUCUCUCACUGCAGACUCUCGGAAGAGCCAUAUUAUCUUCCCACAGCCCAAUUAUGUGGACACACUUAUCAGCCAAGGCAGCUGUGAGAAAAGGGACUCUUUGUUAACUACCAUAGGUUUUCAAGAAUUUAAGGGUGAAGCCCCAAGUCUCCAGCAAGCCCCGCCCAACACCGACUGGCGUUUCUCUCAGGCCCAGAGACCUGGCACCAGCGGCUCCCAAAAUGGUGAUGAAACCGGCACAUGGCCCAACAACCAGUUUGAUACGGAGAUGCUGCAAGCCAUGAUCUUGGCCUCUGCCAGUGAAGCUGCUGAUGGAAGCUCCACUCUGGGAGGGGGAGCUGGCACCAUGGGCUUGAGUGCCCGCUAUGGACCCCAGUUCACUCUGCAGCACGUGCCUGACUACCGCCAGAAUGUCUACAUCCCCGGCAGCAAUGCCACACUGACCAAUGCAGCUGGCAAGCGGGAUGGCAAGGCUCCAGCAGGCGGCAAUGGCAACAAGAAGAAGUCGGGCAAGAAAGAGAAGAAGUAAUAUGGAGGCCAAGCCGAGAGCCACAGGGCAGCCUCCCUCCCCAGCCAGCCCAGCUUGUUUUUACUUGUACCCAGGCCUCAGAAUUUCAGGGUUUAUUCCCAGAAUGCUGGUAGGGGCCAAGGCCAUGCUCCCCAUUGGGAAACAGAAACAAGUGCCCAAUCAACACCCCCUCUCUCUGCCCCUCGGGGCUUGAAUAUGCAAAGGGGUUCUGCUGGGAACCCCCAUCCAAUCAACUGAUGUACCCACACGGGUAGUUGGGGUUAGACACAAGAACCAUCUGUCACACCCCCUUUAGUUAUAACUGAAACUUCUCCAUCUUCCAACUCAAUCAGGCCCAUCCAUCCCUUGCAUCCUCCCCUCCAACCCACUCACUCCUUUAGAGUUCCUCCGGAACAAGGUAGUUGGGCUGUUGAGGUAUCAGGUGUCCUACACAGGCGCUCAUAGUUCUGAAGAACUAGAAGAGCAUCACAAUCUCUUGGCCUCUCCUUCAGUUCAACCUUCCCCCAAAGCAUGGUUUGUUGCCAGUCUUUUCACUGGCUUUUACGGCCUGAGACCAAUGCUUAAGUUUUGGGGGACAUAGCCACCAUCCCCAAGAUACUAAUGCUUGCUGGAUUAAGGGAAGGAAUUAUGCUACCUAGUCUCUUCCCAAAGCCUGGGGACCAGUCUUUUGUUUUGUUUUGUUUUGCUUUUCAUUGUUUGAUGUUCCCACUGCAUGCUGUGACCUCCCUCUCCUCUUCAAAGAAGAGACUCCUUUGCAUGUUUGGAGACAGUAGGGGGUGGGGCGAUAAAGAAGGGAAGUGUGUGUAUAUGGGAAGUGUGUGUAUAUGGUGGUGGACAAAGCUAACCCUGUCAGUUAACAGUCUUGCAGGAGGUUCUAUGUCUCCCCAGGGAAUAGUGUACUGGCCCAAUCCCCAAAUUCCAAUCAGAAACAAACACCAGCUUGGCCACCCCCCACCUCCAGAUCAGCACAGGUAGCCAGCCAACUUUGGGCUGAGCUAUCAGGACCAUUGGAUUUAAACUGCCAUCUCAGUCCAAGAAAGCUCUGAGUGAAAUUAGGACCAGGACUCAGGAGAGGUCAGAGGGGCCUCUGUGGGUGCUGGGUACUCCAGAGGUAUCCCUGGUAGAAAGGCCAAUGGAGCCCCAGCAGGGCCAUUUGUGAUUCCUGGGUCACAGUCAUGGAGCUACAGCAGGGACCAAGUGGACGGAAAGUCUCAGUCCAUGAUGAGGCUUCUCCAUAGAAGGCCCCUGCAGUUCUCAACCCCGGUCGGUCCUUCACCUUACCAGGUGCCCUGUCUUCUACGUGAAGGCCACUGCCCAGUUCCCCCAGUCCGCCCCCUAGUGGCCAGAGACUGGUUAAAGUCCCCCAGUGCCUCCUUGUGCAUAGACCUUACUCUGCCCACCCCCCUUCUGUCCCACUCAUCCAGUGGGACUGCAAGAGGACCCCCUCCUUGCCCUUACAGUAGUGUCGAGCCCCCUCCUUCGGCUGGUGUAGAAUAGCCAAUAGUGUAGUGCGGUGUGCUUUUACGUGAUGGCGAGUGGGCAGCAGGCGAUGUCCUUGAAUUUGCCUGCAGCGGCCCGUGCUGUGUUUUGUGCUGUGUCCACGCGCUGUGGCGACCCCUCCCCGGUACUGACUCCUCUAUACGAGCUUCUCUUCGCAUAGUCACGUAGCUCCUACCCCACCCCCUCCUAUAUCUCACGCAAGUUUUAUACUCUAAUAUUUAUAUGGCUUUUUUUCUUCGAAAGUAAUAAAAAAUGUUUCUUCUGAAA
Jaculus jaculus (lesser Egyptian jerboa) is the source of this 4896-nucleotide messenger RNA. Its product is annotated as protocadherin gamma-C5. Gene Ontology annotation, cellular component: plasma membrane. The coding region runs from base 217 to 3129 and encodes 970 amino acids. The transcript is spliced from 4 exons. Gene Ontology annotation, molecular function: calcium ion binding. Gene Ontology annotation, biological process: homophilic cell-cell adhesion. The record is from RefSeq and is a predicted model, not a curated record. NCBI's taxonomy places the organism in Eukaryota, Metazoa, Chordata, Mammalia, Rodentia, Dipodidae.